UCGGUCCCGCCCCAGCGUUCCGGGCGCCAGCGGGAGGGCCACGGUUGUUGCCUGGGAUCCCGGGCUCGGGCUGCCGCAUGGGACUGCGGGGCUGUCCAGGACGUGCGAAGGUUCGAGGUGCGGGAGUGGAAGGCUUCAGGGGAGCCCUGACCUAGGGACAGCUUGAUGGCCCUGGGUGAAGAAAAGGCAGAGCUGGAAGUAUCUGCAGAUGCAAAGGCCCAGUCCUGUGGGAGAUGGAGCCGUGGGGAGCAAAAGGUGGAUGUGCCCGGGUCCAUGAACCAGGAGCAGCCCCAAUGCCUAGAGGCUGAAGGAGGGCCGGCCUCUCCUGUGUGGGGGGCGGAGGGGCUACCUACCCCUGCCGGCACCUGCAGAGCUUAUCUGCCACAGGCCAACGCUGCCAGCAGAGCAGCUGUUAGGUCUAGGCCUGCCCCCAGUGACCUGCUUCCUCCUGCCAGCGUGGGAACUGGAGACCUCUUGCACUCUGUGGAAAGCCAGAUGGAGGAGACCAAGCCUUCUACCUCCCAGGAGCUACCUCAGAGUGUUGACAUGCCCAGAACUACAGCUCUUUGCUCAGGACAUGAGGCUGAUACUGAAGAUGACCCUUCCCCAGUUGGUUCCCCCUGGGUGCUCAGCCAACAGCCUCAAAUCUCACGUUUCCCUUUCCCAUCACCGUGGAAGUCUGUCAUAAGCCCAGGGGCUGCUGCUCCUCAACUAUCCAGCUGCAGUGUCUCUGCCUCCUCCUCAGGCAGCAGUCUCCAGAAUCAGCAAGAGAAGGUGGAAACCCAGAAUGGCUCCCUUACCAAGAUCCCCUCCUCCCUGGAGCUGGCUGUCCCUCAGAAUCCCCCUUCUCUGGUGGGGUCAGGGCCUCAGCUCCAGUGGUCAUCACAGUCUGCAGCUUCUGGGUAUGAUGCUGCUGGCUUGGGCCGGAGGCACCUCUCCUUCCAGGCUGAGUACUGGGCCUGUGUGCUUCCAGAUUCCUUGCCUCCUUCCCCUGAUCGCCACUCCCCGCUCUGGAACCCAAAUAGAGAGUACGAAGACCUGCUGGACUAUACUUACCCCCUGAGGCCUGGGCCUCAGCUCCCAAAGCAACUUGAUAGCCAUGUGCCAGCUGACCCUGUCCUGCAGGACUCAGGUAUAGACCUGGAUAGCUUCUCUGUCUCUCCAGCAAGUACUCUAAAAUCACCCACUAAUGUCUCCCCCAACUGCCCACCAGCACAGGCCCCUACCUUGCCAUUUUCUGGGCCCAGAGAGCCAAGCCUUAAGCAGUGGCCCUCUGAAGUGUCCCAGAAGCAGUGCAGCAUGAGCCUGGCAUCUUGGAGCCAACUUGCAUCCACCCCUAAAGUCCCAGGAAGUAGAGAUGCCUCUUGGGAGAGCAGAGAGACAGCCCUGAGGGGCGUGAAGAAUCGGCUUCCUGUGGGUGAACACCUCGAGGUGGGCGGUUCUCCACAGCUGAGGACAAGGGACAGAAGGUGUCCUUCACCCAGGCCAGAGAGAGAGAAGAGGGCCUGCCACAGUGUCCGGCGCCCUGCCUACAUGGAGUCUAGAUGGAAAUCAGAAGAAGAGGUGGAGAAUGAUGACGAGUUUCUUGCCCUGCCCACUCGGCUGACACAGGUUUCUAGUUUGGUUUCCUAUCUAGAUGCCAUUCCCACCUUGGUGAGCCUGCCCUCUGGAGUCACUGAGGGACAGAGUUCCCUGGAAGUUUCAGACACUGAUGGGCCAGCUUCCCUUCCAUCGGACUCCAGCCAGAGCCAGCUUCCUUCUGGCACUAUUGUCCAAGGACCUGGAUGCCCCAAGGGACAGAACCACUGCUGCCUGCACAACUUUGUCCAGGCCCGAGACUCGGCAGGGGAAGGCAAUCUGGUGAGCAGCCGGAUGCUUGGGGUCUCCUCUAGACUGCUGAAAACACACCCCUCCUUGCCAGCUUUGUUGGACAGGUGGCCAUUCUCAGACCCAGAUGCUGAAAGGCAGGAUCCCAGAAAAGAGCAGAGGAAAGCCUCCCUGGUGCAGUGUGUGCAGGCGUUUUGCUGUCAGCUGGAAGAGCUGAUCCGCUGGCUAUAUGAUGUCUCAGAUGUCAUUAACCUUGGGUCUCCAUCCAGGUCUAGUCUUACAGGUCUCAAGUCUUCCCUGCAGCUUUACCGGCAAUUUAAGAAUGAUAUAGAUGAACAUCAGUUCCUGACAGACAGUGUCUUACAGAAGGGGGAGAUUCUUCUUCAGUGCCUAUUGGAGAACACACCAGUUUUAAAGGAUGUCCUUGGGAGGAUCGCAAAGCAAUCUGGGGAGCUGGAGAGCCAUGCAGAUCGCCUUUAUGACUCUAUCUUGGCCUCUGUGGACAUGCUGGCUGGCUGCACCCUUAUCCCUGACAGUAAGCCAGUGACAGCAAAGGAGCGUCCAUGUGAAGGAAUUUAACCCGGCAUCUUCUCAGGCAGAGAUGAAAUUGUCAGCCAAAAGCUGACUCUUGGGAAGGAAACUGUCAAGAAGUACUUGCAAGAGCCAUUUAACAGUUAAGUCAAGGGAAAAAUGUUAAUAUAUUUUUAGCUUUAAAUGCCUCUCUUCUCUGAAGUAAGGGCUAUUAAAUUACUGGUUUUAUUUACAAAGAAUCCUUCCAAACUAUAUUCUUUUUGGUGCUUUUCCACAGAAAGCAUGUGGCUUUGCAACUUUUGUUAAAAUAAGAUUUACAGUUACAGGCCUUGCCUCCCCUAUGUCCAGUUUAAAAAAAAAAAAAAAGACAAAGCUCCUAAACUCUUCUUCCUGCUGAGAUUAUUCACAGAAGGCUGCUUUGAGAAAGAAGGUUCCAAAUACUUGGUAUUCUCAGACACAAAAAGGGAUCUAGUGAGGCUUAGUAAGUUCCUUUUUGAAAAUUUUAGCCCUCAGUCUGCAGAAGAAAAGGGGUAAAUGAAUAGAACUUCUACAGAUUACUUCGGGCAAUUGUGACAUCUUUUGCCAUCUUCAGGGCUUGGGUCUCCACCUUCCUGGCCUAGUAUCGUAAAAGAAAAUGUGUCUGGGAAUUAGAGAACUGCCAUUGUGCUUCAGCAUGGCUAAGGAGCUAAGGAUCAAACUUAGGGUAUCUCUGGGAGGAGGAUCCUGUCCCUCCACUCCUACUCCCUUGGAAGACUAGUGCAAGGUCAGGGAAGUGAAUGGAUAGGAUCACACAGCCUGUUUCACUACAGAAACUAAAACUGUCAAUAAAGGAAAAAAGGGAAUUCUUUGUUGCUUGGGAGUUGGCCUGUUAAGUACCUUGUCAGAAAAGGGAAAAAUAUGCAUGGAUAUAAAUAUAUUUGAAGCAUUAUCUUUAGCUUUUUGAAGCAAAGCAGUGUUUUGCUAGUGACUGCAGAUUCUUUAAAAAAAAAAAAAAGGCACUUAAAAAGUUUCUAUUUUGACAUUGAAUGAAUAUCAAAGAAACAACCUUAAUAGGAUCCUAUUCAAUGUGACUUUUCUGCUUCUGCUUCUACAUUUCUCAGACUUUACAGUCACUGGAAAAUAGCUGUAAGUUCUAAUAAUGAAAAGUGAACCAUUCAAAAUUAACUAACUAUUCAGGGCUGGGGUUGUGGCUCAGUGGUAGAGCACUCACCUUGCACCUGUGAAGCACUGGGUUUAAUCCUCAGCACCACAUAAAAUUAAACAAAGGUACUGUGUCCAUCUACAACUAAAAAACUAUUUUUAAAAACACUAAUCAAUAGUAGCUUCACAAAAAAUAAGUUCUUAAAAAGGUAGGUAUGCCCAGUGGACUCCACUUUUAAAUACACUGACAUAUUUUACCUUUUAGUUAAUGUAGCUAUAAAGUGGAACAUGCCUUUCACUGAGUAUGUUGCUGUUAAUGAAUUAAACCCAGCCACUUAAAUCAGUCUGUAUUAGCAUUAAAAAGUUGGGAUAACCUUAUAAAAACAAACUGGCCAGUAUAUCAAUUGAAUUCAUAUUGUGGCAUUCUCAGUGUAAUAACAUCAGCUUCAGCUGACAGGAUAUUCCAAAAUAACAGAAUCUGAAAAUUCCUACUUCCCAAGAAAAUGGUGCCUUAGUUUUAAGUGAUAGAUUUGUUCAUCCUCUUUGAAAUAAGGUGUGAAAUAAGGUGCAAACUUUCUGAACCUGGCUCUAGCCACUGAGGAAUAUCAAUAUAACUGUUAAUUUUACCUUCAGUUUGAGACCUCCUUUUACAACUCAAAAACAAAUUGUUUCAACCUAGGAAGAUGCUGGCCAGGUUAGAUUCAAGUAGCCAUCCCUUAAUGAUGAAUGGAAUUUGAAUCCACAGUGGAGUUGCAAAACUAAAGGGUGGAAUGGGUUUUUGUUGUGCAUCCAGGGUGAAGUGCUAAUAAAUGAGAGACUGUUACAAUACAGGGCUGUUCUAAAACUUAAACAUGAGCAUGAAGGGUUUAUGUGAGAUACAGUGCAAAAGUAAUGUACAUGCUAAAGAAGAUUUCUUCCUAUUCAAAGGGCAGACAGCGAGUUAACUGCUCAGACCAUAAUCACUAUUACUCUGUAAUGACUUCCCAGAGUGUGCCACAGCUCGGAACACUCACUCUUCAUUACCUAAGCUAAUUUAUGGCAGCCAGUUAUAUUUAAAACAUAGCAAGUGAUAAUUCCCUUUAUUUGUGAACAGGCCCAUAGUAACCUUGAAAUGUUUGUACUUGAAAUAGGGUUAGAAAUGGGAAUUUGUUUUCCUCAAAACCAUAAUUAUUGGUAUAUACAUAAAAGCAAAGAGUGCAGCAUGCUGAAAUAUGUUGUAGUCCCAAUUUUUGACUGCCAUGGGGGGAAGAACACUACAGUUCUCCCAAACUAAGUCUGUAGAUAUGCUUACAUAUUAAAGUAAAUUCAUGUAAUGUUUUUCUGCUAACUCACCAAGAAUAAGCUGACCAUUUAAACAUCUUUUGCUGUAUGAAACUAAAGUGCAUGGCAUCACAUUGUCUAGUAUCAGUUUUGUAUCAUUUAGCUAUUUUAGAAAAUAUUUUCUGAACUUUAUACUGUAUUGAUAAGGCAAAAGAAACUUUUUUUUUUUAAGCAUU
Messenger RNA from Marmota monax (woodchuck), 4994 nucleotides. It is a transcript of the gene Cep68, whose product is annotated as centrosomal protein 68. The record is from RefSeq and is a predicted model, not a curated record. The coding region runs from base 166 to 2406 and encodes 746 amino acids. The transcript has 7 exons. Lineage: Eukaryota; Metazoa; Chordata; Mammalia; Rodentia; Sciuridae.